AUGAGUGAUUCUGUCAGAGAUGACACAACUUUUGAUUUAUCAAGGGUUGAAGAACCCAAAAAAAUAAUCAGCCAUAAGAAUACGCUAAAAACAGACCUCAGAAAAGUUGUCCCGAAAGGAACUCUUGGGAACUCACUGGAAUUCGUGUGUAAAAAGCAGCUUAAAAUUGAUUUGAUUAAUGCAGCCCUUGCAUUUUCGUCAAUUAUGAUCGUCUAUUAUGAAGUAGCUUCUAUUUAGAGUGAAGAGUUUUAUAAGCAGGAUACUAAAUGUUCAGCUGGGGAAUGUGCAAUAACAAAAAGCCAUAAUGAAAGCAACGAUUAUGUGACUUCAAUGAGAGUCACUAACAUCGGCAUUACAUUGGUGAUUCGUAAGAUUUAUUUAUCCCUUAAAAAAUAUUUUUUUUCUUAAAUUAUUCGAUUUAUACCCAAUUUUCUAUAUAAAAUAAAAAACAUCAUUAAUUAUUGUUGUAUUGUCCUCCCGAUGAGAGGAUAGUAUGCUUAAUAUAUCAACACUACCUUUAUGAGCUUGACAAAAUGAAAAUCCGAAAGCAAGUUCCUCCACAAAGUACAUUGAAGACUUCUAACCUUUUACAAGCAAUGGUCCCUGAAAUGGUCAUUAUGGGAAUUUUUUGUCCGCCUUAUUUUGACUCUACGUUUUCAGGGACUAUGCUUAAUGGAAAAUACGUGUACUCAUAUGACGUGAUUAUUGCAGUUUUAACGAUUUUGCGUGUUUUUCUUAUUUUAAGGGUUUAUAGUUCUCAGCGCUAACAAACCCUUUAGACAAAAAUUAAUUUUUUUAAUAGCCAAAUUAAGAAAAAAAGUAUAUACACAUUUUUCUAUAUGACUAAGCAAUGAGUCUUUUAAAGAAGGAAAAAAGCUCGGAGUCAACACAAACGUGUUUUUUGCCCUAAAAGCUGACUUAAAAUACCAGCCCCACAUCAUCCUGUCCGCCGCAAUUGGAACUCUCGUCAUUUGUAUAGGCUAUGCUGUAAGAGAUUUAGAGCGCCCAUUUGUCUCGACCACAAAGUCAAGGCUGAAUUUUGACUACCUCACAAAUGGCUGGUGGAUGACUGUUGUCACAAUGACGACAGUCGGCUACGGAGACGGUUACCCCUCCACUCACUUUGGAAGAGCCUUAAUGUUAUUUACAGCAAUAGCUGGGCUAGUCAUGGUUUCUUUAUAUGUGGUUACCUUAACAGUUGCUACAAUGUUCAGCAAAGAGGAAACCAAAGCUUAUUAUAUGAUAAAAAAAGUCAAAGCUAACAGCGAUGUAAGGCACAAGGCAUCUAAUGUAAUAAAAGCCACUUUUAAGCUAAAAGAAGCACUUAUGAGAAAAAGAGGCGCAAAUUAUUUAAGAAGGGUAUUUAUUUAUGGAGCACUUUUGAGGAGACAUAUACAUUAUUUUAAAAGAGAUACAAGUGUUGCAAAUACAAGAUAUUUGCCGCCUCCAGAAAUGCUGGUUCAGCUAGAACAGAAAUUAAUUUCUGAUAUUGAUGAUAUUAGGAAAGAAAUUAUUGAUAUUGAUUAUAUAGGCGAAAGACUACAAGAGUUGAUUGGGAAUCAGCAGAUGAUGACUGAAAAUCUUGAUAAGAUUUUAAAUGCACAGAAUACAAUUGAAAGAUUGAUGACGCAGGCGAAUAUUGAGCAGCUCAUUAAAGGCGGCAAAGAAGAAGCUGAUAACAAGCUGACUUAA
Blepharisma stoltei is the source of this 1692-nucleotide messenger RNA. NCBI's taxonomy places the organism in Eukaryota, Ciliophora, Heterotrichea, Heterotrichida, Blepharismidae. The record is from the annotation of a GenBank genome assembly.